UAAAUCUGGCAUAUAAACAGUCCCUUUAUUUUAAGUUUUACCACACCUGGGUAGAAUGUGUCCCGUGCAGACAGCUGUCGUGGCACUGCUAUUACUGGCGGUUCAUGGUAUUGCAGGCCAGGACCCAUACGAACAGAAUCAGAAAGUUAUCGGAAAAAAAGAAGCCAGACUUGUCCUGGAUGAAUUGAGAAAUAGACAUGAAUCACACGUGUUGAAGAGGUCAGCGUAUUCUGAAACAGAACUAGAUGAUAUUGAUUUUGAUUUGAUUGCCCGUGCACUUAAACAAUUCGAAGACACACGGCGCAGCUCUGAAACCUCAGCACCCAAUCAACAUGAAACAAAGGGCGGGGAAAAACUCAUCCAGCAAGCACUGAAGGGUAAUGUUGAUCCCGACUCUGACGUGGUCAAUCUGUUAGAGAGCAUGUAUGUGGACGAAGGUUUCAGACACAACCAGCACCCAGAUGGUAUCAAUAAAGUCGCUUCGAAGAAAGGAAAGGUAUUUGGCGACACCCAUGACGGUCAUCGCUUGACCCAGCAGCAGAUUGAGGAGCUGAAUCAGAAUGAUGGAGAAAAGAGAAAUUUUCGGAAGUCGGCCUCUCUUUGGAAGGACAAAAUCAUUCCAUACUCCAUCGACAGCAGUCUAUCUAACGACCCGAAAAAUAUAGACGUCAUUGAUAAGGCCAUCAAGCAGUUUUCCGACUACACCUGUUUGAGCUGGGUUCCUAGGGGCUCGACUGAGGCCGCGCGAGCUUCUUAUUCCUCCUACAUUGAGUUCUUCUCCGGCAGUGGAUGCUGGUCCUAUGUUGGCAGAGUGUUCCCCGGAAAACAACCAAUUAGUUUACAGAACCCGGGCUGUGUAUCGGUGUCAACAACCAUCCAUGAAAUGGCGCAUGCAAUCGGCCAACUGCAUGAACAAUCCAGGAGUGACCGAGAUAACUACGUCACCAUGCUUUGGAGCAACAUCCAGGGAGGAAAAACUAACAACAACAUGGCGAAAUCCAACACCUAUGACUAUAAUCCUUACGACUAUGAGUCCGUGCUCCAGUAUAGUUUGAGAUCAUUUAGCACAAACGGACAACCUACUAUGGAGUUUAAGGACCGGCGCCUGGACUUUCUGGCUGACGCUGCCACUGGGCUCAUGUUUUACGACAUACAGGACAUUGUCGACGCCUACAACUGUACAGCACCCUGCCGGGGCGCGGAUGGAAACACCCCCCUGAAGCAGUGUCAGAACGGGGGCUUUGUACUCCACACCUGUAAUUGUCACUGCCCUGAUGGACUCACGGGGGAUCUGUGUCAAUCCGUCGCAACUGAUCCAGAAUGUGGCCCGGGAAUAAUAGAUUUAGCCGACGGAGAAUCCAGGACUAUAACGUCACCAAACUUCGACAAUGGUGGUCCCUACCCAACCGGCAAAAAGUGUGUCUGGCUGGUGAAGGCUAGUGCAGGGAAAAAUGUUGAAAUGACCAUAAAAGAGAUGGACCUUACUGCCGCCAAUUCAGCCUGCGAUCAUUGGCUAGAGAUACAGUACAAUCUGAUUGGUCAAACUGGACCUAGACGAUGUGGAAAAUUGACCAAAGAGACCUAUGUAACAUCUGACAAUGUAAAUCCCAACUUAAUGUUGCUGAAGUUUGACAGUGCGUUCGCGUCUACGGCCACGGCGGGAAAAGGCUUCAACCUGACCGUGUCGUCUGUGGGUGGAGGUUGUAAAGGAAUACCAUGUGUACAUGGAAAAUGCACGGAUGUUGGCAGCAAUGGUUUCACGUGCUCCUGUGAGAGCGGUUAUUCCGGAAAAUACUGCGACACAUAUGUCGAUACUGGUGAUAUUUUUUGUGGGUUUGAAGGAACGAACUGUAUCUUGACGAACCCCCAGCGCAAUAGUUAUGACUGGAUAAUAACAGCGGGUUCAACACCUUCCUCUGGGACUGGUCCUUCUGGUGCCAAAACCGGAAGUCAUUAUUUGUAUGUUGAGACGUCAUCUCCGGUACCAGUCGGAACUAAAUUUCAGUUUGAAUCGCCCCUUAUAUCAGCUGGUCCUAAAUGCUUGAGGUUCUGGUACCACAUGUAUGGCAGCACUAUGGGAACCCUCAGCGUGUUGCGUAACGGAACUCAACUCUGGACCAAAGCAGGAGACCAAGGCAAUGCCUGGCACAGGGGUGAAAUUGAUGUCGGAACAAUAGCAAAGAUUUACAAGGUCACAUUUGAAGCGAUAAAAGGCAGUGAAUACCUAAGCGACAUAGCAAUCGAUGAUGUCACAUUAACGUCAUCGACGUGUAAUGGCCAGACAUCAUCACCGACAGUGCGCCCCCCGACUACAGGUGCUCCAGUAACUAAGGCCCCAACAACGGUUGCUCCAGUAACAAAGGCCCCAACAACGGUUGCUCCGGUAACAAAGGCCCCAACAACGGUUGCUCCGGUAACAAAGGCUCCGGUAACAAAGGCCCCAACAACGGUUGCUCCAAUAACAAAAGCUCCAACAACGGUUGCCCCAGUAACAUAUACCCCGGCAACUGUUUCUCCGGUAACAAAGACCCCAGCCACUAUUUUUCCGGUAACACCGAUUCCAACAACACAAACACCAAUUACUGGAUCUCCAGAACCUCCACUUAUUGACCAAGAACUGCAUUGUUCAUUUGAAACUGGUACAGCUUGCUUCCUCAGUGAUAUACAAGAGGAUGAUUUUGAUUGGCAGAUACGAAAAGGUUCAACACCUUCUAGCAGAACAGGCCCUACCUCAGCUUACGAGGGACAAAAAUAUUCGUACAUUGAAGCCUCGGGGAAGAAAGUGAAUUCUGUAGCAAUUCUUCAGGGCCCAAGUAUCAAGACAACUCAAACAUUCUGCCUGACCUUUGCUUACCAUAUGUAUGGCUUGAACAUCGGCUCACUUUCGGUCAGUAUGGCAUCUUCUAAUGGCGACCAGAGUUUAUUCAGUAAUAGUGGUGAUGCAGGAAACCUGUGGAUCGUCACAAGUAUUUCUGUUCCACCUUCAAACGGAAAGAUUCAGUUUGUCGGUGUCCGAGGAGGUGGAUUCCGAGGCGAUAUUGCUAUUGAUGAUGUCCAUUUUAUGGCUGGCGAUUGCAGCACGGACAUUGACUGCAGGAGUAAUCCCUGUGGUCCAAAUUCCGUCUGUGUCCAAGAAUCUUCUACCACUUACCGUUGUGACUGCCACCCAGGUUUUGGGGGAUUGUUAUGUGAUGUUGUUACGGGUGAAGGCAACUGCACGUUUGAAAGGAACGAAGAUUGUUUUCUAGAAAACAGUAAACUUGACGAUUUUGAUUGGACCAUCAAAUCUGGAAAAACACCGAGUUCGAACACUGGUCCAAAAUCUGCCGUGCAGGGUUCCAGAUAUGCUUACAUUGAAACCUCUGGCAGAUCCCAAGGACAAAAAGCAUCGCUUGUCUCCAAGGAUAUGUUUGAAAAUGGAGAUCGUUGCCUUACGUUCAAAUAUCAUAUGUAUGGACAGACAAUUGAUAGUUUGAGAGUGUUACAAGAGACAGAUACAAAUACAAUUGAGUUAUUUUCUAAAUAUGGCCAACAAAGUAAUUCUGACACCAAUUGGAAAACAGCCUCAAUUGAUAUAUAUCACAACACGAAUGAUUUAGUUGUUUUUGAGGCUACUAGAGGAAAAUCGUUUACGGGAGACAUAGCUUUAGACGAUAUCAGGUAUCUGCCAGGACGAUGUGUGGGUCUUUUGGCAUCUUGUACUUUUGAUGAUGGCUCGUGUUUUUUGACUGAUAUUACUGGGCUAGAUAGCAUGGACUGGAAGAUAACAAAAAAGCGCACUCCAAGCUCACGUACAGGUCCCAAUAAACCCCUUGACGGGAACUACGCCUACAUAGAGGCCACGGGACGUACGUCCGGAGACAACUCUAUCCUCAGCUCCGCCGUAACGUCACAACUUUCACCUAGCGCAGGUCCGACAUGUCUUCGAUUUGUUUACAAUAUGAAUGGACGUAACAUAGGGACACUAAAAGUCCUAGCCGGUGAACGUAAUUCAGAACAAGAAAUCUGGACCCUUUCUGGAAAUCAAAAUGAUAAAUGGACUCCCGUGUCCAUCGAUAUUCCUGCAUUCAACGAUCUUGUGAUAAAGUUUGAGGCAAUUCGUGGCAAUGGAUAUCGGAGUGACAUCGCUAUCGACUCUAUUCAGCUAUUUGACUCGCCUUGCACAGAUAUUUCUUUACCUGUCUAAAGUGGUACAUCAAUUGAUUACUAGUUCCGAUCAACUAUACUUGAUGUUUCAUGAACUUCAAAAUCGAAAUGCCUUUUAAAAAUACAAUUAUAUGUUAUAUUAGGAUAAAUGCUUGUCUAUAUUUUUAAUUCAAUUUGAAUGAAAUUGAAAGAUUACGUGACUUUUAUACUUGUUAUAUUCUUUUAUGAUAAAUCAUUCAAAGCAGCCA
Molecule: messenger RNA, 4394 nt
Organism: Magallana angulata
Lineage: Eukaryota; Metazoa; Mollusca; Bivalvia; Ostreida; Ostreidae
Product: MAM and LDL-receptor class A domain-containing protein 1-like
Exons: 33
Coding region: 56-4186 (1376 amino acids)
Biological process (GO): nervous system development; proteolysis
Cellular component (GO): membrane
Molecular function (GO): metalloendopeptidase activity; zinc ion binding; calcium ion binding
Source: RefSeq, a predicted model, not a curated record